This is a messenger RNA of Psylliodes chrysocephalus, 2426 nucleotides long. The record is from the annotation of a GenBank genome assembly. Lineage: Eukaryota; Metazoa; Arthropoda; Insecta; Coleoptera; Chrysomelidae.
UUAAUAAUUUAUAAAUCAAUAAAACAUAAUAUUAGUUAUACAGUAUGUUAUGUAUUUUUAUUUUUUUGUUUUUAAAUGUUUUAUAAAUAAAUUAAUAACGAAAACAAAGUCAUUAUUUGCUAAGCUAAAAUAAAUAAAAAGUUUUUUUAAAUCAAUCUCAUUUACUUGAAAGUUAACUUAAGAUGAGAAACAGCAGACGUUCUAGACCUAGAUCAUCCGCUGUUACUGUCGUCGCCGAACGCUAUUAGCGCGUCUGCUGUUACUGACAAUGCCUCCGGGGACGGAUCUCAGCCAGUCGUGGCGACUGAUAUUUUGGGUAGACUCCCGACGGUACCGAAUCCGUCUACCGGCCUGCCAGUCCUAAGAGUGUACUGUAGGAAUUAUAGUUUUUUUUUCUUUCUCUUCUCCCUCUUGGUUAUUUUUACUCCCUCUUAGUUUUUUUUCUUCUUCUCCCUCUUCUUUUGGCCGUUACCAUGGGCAGGCUUGAGCCCUUCAUCUAUUGUACCGCUUAACCGUUUUAUAUAAAAAAAUGUAUUUAGGCUAUAAGUUCUGAGGUUUUUACCAAAUUAGUAAGGAUAUCGAAGAGUUGUUUCAAAAUGAAAAAGCAACAACAUAUUACCUCCCUUAGGCAACGUACAAGGAUAAAGAUAAUGGAAAGAAAUUAAUUGGUCCAAGAGGAAAACAAUAUACAAAAUAAGUCAAUUGAAAAACUCAAUUAAGACUUGCUAAUGCUAUGUUGUCAGGGAUCCUUAUCUCCAUCACACCGCUGUUAGAAACCCGGAAUUUUCCCCAAUCGGGAAGUACCGAUUCAUGUGUUAACUGUUGAUGUUGUCUUUCAGUAUGAGCCGCCCGCCAUUAAUAUUGGCCGAGGGGGAAUGGUACACGGAAUACAAGGAUGGCCCCGGAGAACCAAUCCAUCUUCUUUUCUGGAGACGGUCUGUGCCCGAGCAGGAAGUGGAAGAUAAUUCCAUAAACACCAUGCCCCGUCCACAGCCGUCGACACCGGACCCCUCGUCUCAAUCACGCGUCCUUUCGCCGGUCACGAAUUUCAUAAAGGUUCGCCCUGACUCUUGUUCGCGUUGUGGGGAUACCGGACAUCGUAGGGAGCGCUGCAACCGAGCUCCGAUUCUUUUCUGCUCCCGCUGCGGACGUGUCGGAACGCUAUCCCGACUCUGUGGGUGUCCACCAAUCACAACCCUUCAGUAAUCUCCGUCCACCAUUACUGUCCUGCCUCUUUCCCCUACCAAAUGUUAUUUCCGUUUAUGCCCGGUAUUUGGCGACCGUCUAACGAAGGUUCUGAACAAAGAAGAAUGGAUCCGAAUGUUCCGUUGGGACUGCCGCUGCUUCAAUUUCACUGUCUUGUUUUAGCAAGAUGGACUCCGAUAGUUCCUUUGAUGUCAUAAGCCUCGCUAACUCAGCUUUGUCUGAAGAGGCCCCCUUUCCGAAGAAGGUUCCAAGUCUGUUGUUGAACAACUGAGGGUACCGAUUCCAGUCAUCGUUUCAGAUUUCACUACCCCUCCCCCGAGACUCGCUACAUCGCAUACUGAUCCGCAUGUAGUGGACAAACACGUGAAAGUCACCCAGUCCGGUUCUCGACUAUCCUAUUCCAGGGCAAGACCGCCUGCCGAGGAACGCACCGUUAAGAACCGACGAUCUCCGGAUGUUGCGACUCAUUUACCGGUAGACCGAGAUCUUUGCUGGAGAUGCGGAUACCCGAGUCACCAUAGAACCAGUUGUGUCUCAAAUCCAACUCCACGAGACGUCUCUGCCCCGAUAUCAUGGGACAAAUCUCGUUCCGUUGGUGUGCAGGUAACUGUUAUGUAGGAGGCUAAAGGAAAAAUAAUGGUAAACGAAGUUUACCCUUAUUUUUCUUUCCGAAGUGAGGGGGGUAGUAAUGAAGUCAUUAGUAUUCUUAAUAAUGAUUUUAAAUCUAAUUUUCAUUAGAAUCCGGGAUAUCAAUUUAAUUAAUUAUACGUUACCAUUUUAAUUUAUAAAUCAACUCUUUGGCUUCACCCUGUAUGUAUUAUUUUAAAAUAUAUAAUAAUCCGAAAAUCCAUAGUACUUUCACAAUAUAGCAAUGGUUUUCAAAAGUCAUUUUAAACCAGGGUUUUGAAUUUAUAUUAUAGAAAAUUGUAGAUUUGGAAAUUUAUCCUUUUUGAUAUUUUAAACGAGAACGAACGUCAGCACUUUUAAGUUGAUCAUGCGCGGGGUUUUGGUAAAUAUUUUUCGAGUCGAGAUCGAGAACAGCGAGAGAGAAAUUCAUAAUUCCAUUCCGAGCGAUCGAAAGAGUCAGACGAUAACUAUAAUACCAGUGCCGCGAGCCAAAACCGUUUUGUUUACCGCAGUAAAUAAAAAAAAAAGUUUUAAUUUUUUGACGUAGCAUCGAGAUUUAGUUAGAAAAUAAAACCGAAUCAAAUUAGGUAGAU